This is a messenger RNA of Puccinia graminis f. sp. tritici CRL 75-36-700-3, 1578 nucleotides long. RefSeq lists its product as uncharacterized. The record is from RefSeq and is a predicted model, not a curated record. Bases 1 to 1578 code for a protein of 525 amino acids. NCBI's taxonomy places the organism in Eukaryota, Fungi, Basidiomycota, Pucciniomycetes, Pucciniales, Pucciniaceae. The transcript has 3 exons.
AUGCCCAUCUCCAAAGCUGGUCGUUCACAACGACCAAUAGAGAUUACCGAUGAUAACGAACCGAUCUUCGUCAGAGAUGGGACGUUUCCUGCCAAGGUAUUUGAGAUUUAUGACAAUGAUGUUGCUUUGGUUGAUGAAUCACAUCAUAUCAUGGCUUGGUGCGAAGAUCCCGAUGAAUCUGGAAGCAAAAAUGAAGAAUCUCAGGAUGUCGUUGAGUUUUUGUGGCCGAUCUCGUUUGGUAAUAACCGUGAGCCUCCAAAGCGAAACUUGAAUUCUGGACGUUCGCAAUAUCUCAUUCCAAUGGCCAAUCCCGACUCCGAUUCCAAUAAGGUUGUACCAAGGAAGCUGCCAAGAACUACCAAACAUCAUUAUAAGAUGAAAGGUAUCAAUGCUGUAGGGAAAAACAACAACAUCAUGUCAAACUUCCUGCAAAAAGGAAAAGAUCAGAUGAACAUCGGAGUUGAGGAGGAACUGACGGAGUCAAGCACAACUACCUCUCAAAACCACCCUCCUCCUAGUCGUGCAAUGGAUAAUCGAAGAGAGUACGAUCAGCAAAUCAACUUGCGCGGAGGCACGUUAUCUUGCAAAUCCGUCGAAGCCUGCGUAACUCCACAAGCCUUUCACAAGCAUGCAGUGAAUGUUGUAUUACCAAGGCAUGGAUACAAAGGCAUCAGUCUUGAUACGGCCACUCGUUGGAUGUACAAGCUAGGAUUUUGGGCUCAGUAUCACCAAAAGUCCGUCUACUAUGGUGGUCAUGAGCGAGAAGAUGUAGUUGCAUCCAGAAAGAAAUACUUGGACAAUGUGGCUCAGUUACGUGUUUAUUUGAAAAAGUACGAUGGAGAGAACUGUGAGAUACCGCUCCUAGUUGAUCCCAAAAUCCUUGGUCACAACAAGGAGACAGUCUUCAUUUAUCAUGACGAAUCUACUAUACAUGCAAAAGAAAGGCCAACUCUAUCUUGGCUUCUGCCUGGUACAACUGAGCUCCAAUCGAAAAGUUUGGGCCGACUGAUCCACAUCUCUGAUUUCAUCUUGGAGUCAACCGGACGAUUGGUUCUAUCACCUGAGGAGCAAACACUGAAUCAGCUCAAGUUCUCAGAUGCAGCUAAAGUUAUUUACCCUGGCUCCCAGGGUGAUGCUUGGUGGGAUAUGGACCAGCUUUGUAAACAGGUAUCAGAGAAGGCGAUACCCAUAUUUGAAGCUUCUCACCCCAAAUGUCAGGGUGUCUUUGUUUUUGAUUGCUCUUUGGCUCAUGAAGCAUUUGGACCAUCUGCCCUUCGUGCCCAGAAAAUGAAUCUCGGACCUGGUGGAAAGCAGUCUCAUUUGCGUGAUACAGUCAUACCUAGCAACGAUCCUCACAUCCCUGAAGUUUUACAAGGUCAACCACAGAUGAUGUGCUACCCAAGCAAUCAUUUGGAUCCUUCUUUAGACGGGCAGCCCAAAGGGAUCAAGCAAGUCCUUACCGAGCGUGGACUCUGGCAGUACUACUCUGGCACCCGAAACCAAGCUCGAUUGCCCCCACUUAAUCUCAAGUGCAAGCAAUGUCUAGCAAGCGGUGCUGUGAAGGAAGCCAAAGCUUGA